UUGGAUAUAAUAAUUCCAGAGCCCUAGAUUCCUCAAUCCUAGCAUUGCAUAAGUUGUUUCCCUUGAGAGCAAGGGGGCAAUAGAAACCCGAUCACAUACUACUGUGAAACAAAGCAGAAUACCUUUACGAUGACGGAUUACGAAGCACGGUAUCAAGGCAACGGCGAGGACGCCGACAACGAGUAUGCCGACGAUGGUUCCUCUCCUCAGCCUCGUGACAGCAGCUUUGGCGGUCCUGACGAUCAGAGCGAUUCCAAAUUCCAGCAUGGAUCUCGUGAUUACAAGAGGGACUCUUCAAGAAGUAGGGAGAAGGAGAAAGAGCGUGAUAAGGAGAGGGAGAAAGACCGCCGCCGGGACAGGGACAGGGACAGAGAGAAAGAAAGGGAAAGGGACCAAGACAAGGAUCGUGACCGCCAUCGUAGAGAUCACCACAGGGAUAGGAGUAGAGAGCGCAGUGAGAGAAGGGAGCGGGGAAGGGAUAGAGAUGAUGAUAAUCAUCGAAGCCGAGAUUUUGAUAGGCGAAGAGAUUAUGAUCGGGACAGGGAGGAGAGCCAUAAGCGCCAUUCACGGUCUCAAUCAAGGGGUAGAUCUGAACGCAGAUCAAGGUCACGCUCUCGUUCACUUUCAAAGAGCAAAAGGAUGAGUGGGUUUGACUUGGCUCCUCCUGCUUCAGCAAUGGUGGUUGCUGGUGCUGCUGCCAAUGCAGGUACAUAUAUCCAUAUAUUUAAGAUUAGAUUGGCAUAAUUGUUUAACUACUACUUUUUUUUUUAUUUUCCUUGGCCUAGUGUGGAAAAGUUCCUAUCAAAAUACUGGGUGAUUUUGGCAAUGGCGUGAGCCGACUUCUGUAGCCUUUAUGUACAAGAAGGAAUCAAAUGCACCGAUUUGAUGGUAUUGUUCAUCUUCAACUGGCAACUAUUGCCCUAAAUACUUCCU
Messenger RNA from Rubroshorea leprosula, 933 nucleotides. NCBI's taxonomy places the organism in Eukaryota, Viridiplantae, Streptophyta, Magnoliopsida, Malvales, Dipterocarpaceae. The record is from the annotation of a GenBank genome assembly.